AUGAGUCUCCCACCAAGCAUUCCUUCUCAUGGAGGGCCUCCAGCAUCUUACCAGCCCUAUCCAACGCCCCCUGGCCCAUUCUCACGCCUGGAAAGCAUGCCCUCCGGCGAUCACUACCGUCCAAGAGAGCCCGGUGAAAGUCAGACCAGCGCACAGCGACUCCCCAGUCUUCGCACGCUUCUAGAGCCUGAGUUACUCGACAAGCCCUCUGAUCAUUCGUUACGACAGGUCACCCCUCAACACGGCCACAACGCUUCUGCGCAGUACAGGUCUUCUAGUCCCACCUUGAAACGCCGCCACAACUUUGAGAGUCAUGCACACGGACAUUUCGAGCGAAAUCCCACAGCUCUCCAGGUGCCAUAUGCACACCGGCCGCCACUACUCCACGCCCAUACCGAACAGCAGUUCACAACUCCCCCAACGCCAGGUUCUGCACCUAGCACUGGCUCCUUGGAAUAUCAACGCCAUGGAGGCUGUACUCAGCCUGCGCACGACAGUACAGCUGGCAGCGUCUUUCGUCGACCGUCAAUCGCAUCCGAGUCCGCGGGUACGUUGUCCAGUCAUGCAGUAUGCGACGAGCUGGAAGAUCCUUCACGACCGGUUAGGAGACGUAUCGAUGCACUUUCUCGCGCGCCAAUCCGUGCAUCGAGAUGCAUUGCGCAACGCGAAAUGCCAGGUGAAGGUCUCUGCUACAUCUACGAAGACGGCACCUACUGCAGAGCUGUCAUAGAUGGUGAGCCAGUCAAUCCAUCAUGGGGUAUCACCAAAGCCGGCAAACCACGCAAGCGACUAGCGCAGGCAUGCUUGACCUGCCGAGAGAAGAAGAUCAAAUGUGAACCAGGGUACCCCAAGUGCCAUCAGUGCGCAAAAUCUCAAAGAAUAUGCAGAGGGGGAUUGAACCAGCCAAAUCAGCCAGGCACGCGAAACGGAUCAACUGAGGCUUCGCCGCCAACCCCGGUUGCCGCAACACUCAGGAACUAUGCAACGGAAUCGAUGAGCCCGUCUGUAAGCUCAGAAAAAGUGGAUCGCAUUGCAGGCCUGCGGGAAAACUUGAGAACAGCUGAUGCCCGGUACAGCGGAGCUACACUUCAGUCUCGAGACUACCUUCCUCCGCCUUCACUUGCAGGCCUCAGAGAUGCAUCUGUUCAUUCACACGACUCCGACUGGAGCAACUCAGUUAACCCCGGCGAACACCAUAAUUCGAGCGCUGGCUUGUACCAAGAUCACCUCGCAUUACAAUGGGAACAAGAUCCCGGCGAGAUGGAUCCUGAGAUCACGCUUCACCUCUUGGACCUAUACUUCCUUCACGCUGGACGUGCCACGUAUGGCAUGUUUCCUCGGAAAGCUUUCAAGUCGUGGGCGCGAUUCGGCAGGGCAAAGUCUCAGGAUGAUCGCAUGCUCUUAUAUUCAGUACUAGCAAUAGGCUCCCUCUUCUCGCCCAAUAUCGACAAACGAGCUCUUGGGAAGCGUUUUGCCGCUGUCGCUACAUACGCCGCAGAAAAGCGGUUUGGCAGGUUUACCUUACAACUGUGCCAGAGCCGGUUGUUGUUAGCGCUUUACAACUUUGCGCAAGGGAAGUCACAAGAGGCGUGGGAUUACUGUGGAGCCGGCCUUCGUGCGAUCAGUGCACUGAGGCUGAAUACCGAAGAGGGGAUGAAGGAGUUGGCAGAUGAAGCAUCUGAACUAGAGUAUGGGUUUGAUCGCCUGACCUUCGAAGAGUGCUGCAGGCGCACCUUUUGGUCUGGGUUUCUGAUGGAUCGUUACAACGGAUUUUUCGGUGGAACAUUGUUCGUUGUCAGUAUAGAAGAUGCUUUCGUUCGUCUUCCAUGCGUGGAGGCGACGUACGAGAACAGCACGCCCUGCGACACACCUCUUUUCGACUACCAGCUUCUCAACCGCUUUGCGCCCAAGACUCCAGUUCUUGGACACAUGGCAUACUUGUGUCUCAUUUCAACUCUUUGGGGCGACGUAUUGGCGUUCACUGGGCGUGCAGCUCGCCGCCCAGACACCGGCUACGAGCAACACUAUGAGCCGUUCUAUACCAAGACCUACGAGCGACUGGAGGGUUGGCUUGCGAUGCUGCCUACCAACUUACAGUACACACCCCAAAACCUCGAGAACAGCAUUGCUGAAGGAAAUGUCGGCACCUUUAUGUCGCUUCAUGCCCUCUACCACGCCACCAUUAUUCGACUCAACCGCCAGAUUCGACUGACUGCGAUGUGCGCCGAAAAGAUAAGCCGCAAUAUUGAGCAUGCAUUUCACAAUGCGUCGAACUUCUUGUCCAUGAUGCACAGCUUAGCCCUCAUCAACCGGCAACGGCGCAACGACACCUCGGAGUACUUCUUUUCAACACCCUUCCCGGGUUAUGCGCUCAUGCUAUCAAUCGACGUUCUAUCCAGUGCCGGGACUUUCGCUACACUACCCAACCUUAUUGACACGGUUGCUGCCACAAUGUUCUGCAUUGAUGAAUUGGCUACGUUCUGGGCGUCGGCACGUACACAGCAAAAGGCUGUAUCGAAUCGCUUGAAGCAGCUUACCGACAUCGACGUUGAGCAAAAGCAGGAUGACGACUAUCACGGCCGGUUCUGGAAGAUUGGCGAUAGUCUCGAUGUGGCCUUCGGCAAGGAUGACGCCAUGUACCAUGCAAGCAACAUGCAGCUAUUCCAAGUCGUCGAUCAGCUUACAGGACGCUGA
Ascochyta rabiei is the source of this 2694-nucleotide messenger RNA. RefSeq lists its product as uncharacterized. The coding region runs from base 1 to 2694 and encodes 897 amino acids. Gene Ontology annotation, molecular function: zinc ion binding; DNA-binding transcription factor activity, RNA polymerase II-specific; DNA binding. The record is from RefSeq and is a predicted model, not a curated record. NCBI's taxonomy places the organism in Eukaryota, Fungi, Ascomycota, Dothideomycetes, Pleosporales, Didymellaceae. Gene Ontology annotation, biological process: DNA-templated transcription; regulation of DNA-templated transcription. The transcript is spliced from 3 exons. Gene Ontology annotation, cellular component: nucleus.